This is a messenger RNA of Gryllus bimaculatus (two-spotted cricket), 1083 nucleotides long. NCBI's taxonomy places the organism in Eukaryota, Metazoa, Arthropoda, Insecta, Orthoptera, Gryllidae. The record is from the annotation of a GenBank genome assembly.
ACGGACACGAACGAACGGAGGAGUCAGACAGACGGAGGCACGCGGAGAGACACGGGCGCACGGACGGGCAGAGGCAUGCAGUCUCCAAGAGACGGUCGAGGCAAACAGACCGAUCGAGGCAGACGGACGUCCUUUUGGCCUCUGUCUCAAGCUGCUAUAAAUACAAAAUGUACAGAACAUGUGGAGGAUCUUUUUGAGCUGGGUUAUAGACCAAAAUACUUGGCCAAAGAAGGUGUUGAAGGAAAACGCCACACUGGCCAAGGCCCAUUUGAAGGAGGGCAUUGGGCUGCUGCUGGAGCACUCACUGCUCCAAUGAAAAUUCGCAUCACACAUCUGGCUGUUCCACGGCGACAUUAUUCUAGGUGUACUAAAAAAUAUCAUGGGUAUAAAUUAAGUGAGAAGCAGCGGAAAAUAUUGGAUGUCUAUAUUGACAAUGCUACAAAAACCGUCUACUACCUUCCCAAAAAGAAGAAAGUGGUUAAACCUAAAAAGCGCCCCAAAACAGAAGGUGUAGGAUUCAAAUGGCCAAAGCCAAAACCAAAAGGUAAAAAGCCUCCAAGACAGAUAGACAUGGAACGAUUAACAAAAUUGGCUGUUCCAAGGCCAAUUCCUCCUCCUCCGGAUAUAAAUAGAGGUGAAAAGGUGACAAUAGAAGAACUAGGAGAUGGACUAUCACGACUAGCCACACCACCACGACGAAUGAAAGUCAAGAAGGUUAAUUUUGAUAAAAUCUACCAGGUGAAGAGAGGAGCAUUAGAAUACACUAUAUCAGACAGAGUUGCAGAAAUAGCUCAACCUAAACCGUAUUUUGGACCACCUCCAUUUAAACCAUUCAUUGUAUCUCGAGCUGCCUUACAUUAUCAAGCGUCAGAACGUGUGAACAAGAUUGCUACACCGCGUGAGCGUAAAGGACCACCCACUGAUGAUUUGAAGGAGGAUCCAUUUACAGUGCUGCCCAUUGCACUGAAAGCUAUGUGCACUCCAAGGACAGCUGAGUUAGCUCAGCCUCGUGUACGCAAGUAAUAUCUUGUCCCUGCCCUGAAAAAAUAAAUAUGCAAAAAAUAAAAAAGUUUAUAUUUUGUA